Dufourea novaeangliae is the source of this 1787-nucleotide messenger RNA. RefSeq names its product NEDD8-activating enzyme E1 regulatory subunit (gene APP-BP1). The transcript is spliced from 8 exons. Gene Ontology annotation, molecular function: ubiquitin activating enzyme activity; NEDD8 activating enzyme activity. NCBI's taxonomy places the organism in Eukaryota, Metazoa, Arthropoda, Insecta, Hymenoptera, Halictidae. The coding region runs from base 171 to 1787 and encodes 538 amino acids. Gene Ontology annotation, cellular component: nucleus; cytoplasm. Gene Ontology annotation, biological process: protein neddylation; DNA damage response; ubiquitin-dependent protein catabolic process. The record is from RefSeq and is a predicted model, not a curated record.
UUAAAGACAGUUCGCCUGUUUUUUUGUGUAUAAAAGCAUUUUAUACUGUCACUUGACAUACACACACAUAACGCAUGCGGUUGACAUGUUUCAUCAAUUCUAAAUAAGUGUACUCCAUAGUGUCUUUAAAGGUAGUGUUUAUAUUGAACCGUUGUAAGUAGUUCGUCCUUAUGGCAUCACCAGUACCAAAAUCGCCGGAGCAGUCUGAAAAAAAUAGGAAGUAUGAUAGACAAUUAAGAUUAUGGGGAGAUCAUGGACAAGCUGCGUUAGAAAGUGCUCAUGUUUGUCUUAUAAAUGCUACUGGGCUUGGUACAGAAAUUCUAAAAUCUUUAGUCCUUCCAGGUAUUGGGGCAUUUACAAUAGUCGACAGUAAAAAAAUUACCCAUGAAGACAUUGGAGCAAAUUUUUUUCUAGAAGCAGAAAGCGUUGGAAAAUCAAGGGCACAAGUAGCAAUGCAAAUGCUUUUAGAAUUAAAUUCCGAUGUUAGGGGUGAUUAUAUAGAUGAGGAACCUGAACAUAUUUUGUAUAAUAGCCCAGACUUUUUCAACAACUUCACAGUUGUUGUAGCUACAUCGCUUAAUGAAAAGUGUUUAAUUCUCUUAUCGCAAAGGCUUUGGGAUUUGAAUAUACCAUUAAUAGUAACCAGAAGCAUAGGAUUCAUUGCGUACAUGAGAAUUCAAAUAAAACAACACACAGUCGUAGAAACGCAUCCAGAUAACGAAACACCAGAUUUACGUUUAGAUAAACCAUUUGGAACGUUAAAAAAGCACCUCGAUUCAAUAAAUCUUGACGAAAUGAGUUUCAAAGAUCACUCGCAUGUACCAUAUUUAGUUAUAUUGUAUAAAUUCUUAGAAAAGUGGAUCAAAGAAAAAGGGGAAUUACCUAAAACAUAUAAAGAAAAACAACAAUUGAAGCAAAUGAUAAAAGAGGGAAUGAGACGGGAUGAGAAUGAUGCAAAAAAUAGUGAGGAAAAUUUUGAAGAAGCUAUUAAAGCAGUGAAUACAUGCAUAGGACCUACUCAGAUUCCAGAUAAUCUGAGAAAUAUUUUGAACGAUGAACAGUGCAUUAAUUUAACAGCUAAGAGUAGUUCAUUUUGGAUCAUUGCUAAAGCUAUAAGAGAUUUCUGUGAGAAUGAAGGAGAUGGAUUAUUACCAUUAAAAGGUACCUUACCAGAUAUGACAGCGGAUACUGAGAAAUACAUAACACUUCAGGAGAUUUACCACAAACAGGCGGUAGCUGAUGCUGAAGUAGUAUGGCGACGUACGUUACAGUUAUUACGAGAAUUGGGAAAACCAUCGGAUUCUAUUUCCGAAAGGGAUGUGAAAUUGUUUUGUAGACAUGCUUCCGGUAUACACGUUGAGAGAGGAACGUGUAUUGCAGAUGAAUAUAGUUCUAAAAUAUUUGGUGCAAGUAAUAUAGUGCAAAGUUUAGAAAAUCCAGAGAGUAUGAUGAUUUAUUAUGUUGUUCUUAGAGGAGUUGAAAAAUUUCAAACGGAGUACAACUCGUAUCCUGGCGAAUUCGAUGAUCAAGUGGAACCCGAUAUUGUCAAACUCAAAGCAUGUAUAACGAAAUUAUUAAUUGAAUGGGGAUGCGGAUCAUUGGCAAAAGACGAUUAUGUACAUGAAUUCUGUCGAUUUGGUGGAUCAGAAUUGCAUUCUGUAGCAGCAUUUUUAGGUGGUCUUGCAGCUCAGGAAGUUAUAAAAUUUGUUACGAAUCAGUAUAAACCAGUUCAUAACACCUUUAUUUAUGACGCAGUCACAUCGAAUUCUGGAACAUUUUUUUUUUAG